AUGCCUCAACUUCCAUUGCAAGACAGGAACACAAUGCAAGAUGGUCAAUGGGUGGCCCAAGUGUGUCCCAUUGCCCUCAUGCAAGGACAUCCGGUGUGGAGCAGGGACUCAAUGCAAGAUGGUGGAAGGGUCUCCAAAGUGUGUCCAUUGCCUUCAUGCAAGGACAUCCAUUGUGGAGAAGGGACCCAAUGCAAGAUGGUCAAUGGGUGGCCCAAGUGUGUCCCAUUGCCUUCAUGCAAGGACAUCAAGUGUGGAGCAGGGACUCAAUGCAAAAUGGUUGAAGGGUCUCCAAAGUGUGUCCCAUUGCCCUCAUGCCUCAACUUCCAGUGUGGAGAAGGGACCCAAUGCAAGAUGGUCAAUGGGUGGCCCAAGUGUGUCCCAUUGCCUUCAUGCAAGGACAUUCAUUGUGGAGCAGGGACCCAAUGCAAGAUGGUUGAAGGGUCUCCAAAGUGUGUCCCGUUGCCUUCAUGCCUCAACUUCCAUUGCAAGACAGGAACACAAUGCAAGACGGUCAAUGGGUGGCCCAAGUGUGUCCCAUUGCCCUCAUGCAAGGACAUCCAUUGUGGGGCAGGAACUCAAUGCAAGAUGGUUGAAGGGUCUCCAAAGUGUGUCCCAUUGCCUUCAUGCAAGGACAUCCAUUGUGGAGAAGGGACCCAAUGCAAGAUGGUCAAUGGGUGGCCCAAGUGUGUCCCAUUGCCUUCAUGCAAGGACAUUCAUUGUGGGGCAGGAACCCAAUGCAAGAUGGUGGAAGGGUCUCCAAAGUGUGUCCCAUUGCCCUCAUGCCUCAACUUCCAUUGUGGAGAAGGGACCCAAUGCAAGAUGGUCAAUGGGUGGCCCAAGUGUCUUCCAGUCCCAUCAUGCCAGAACACCCGUUGUGGGGCAGGAACCCAAUGCAAGAUGGUUGAAGGGUCUCCAAAGUGUGUCCCAUUGCCCUCAUGCAAGGACAUCCAUUGUGGAGAAGGGACCCAAUGCAAGAUGGUCAAUGGGUGGCCCAAGUGUGUCCCCAAGCCCUCGUGCCACAACUUCCAAUGCAAGGGAAGGUCCCGGUGCCACAUGGUGGCCGGGAGACCCAAGUGUCUCCCCACCCCUUCGUGCCGCCUCUUCCAGUGCGAUGAAGGCAUGAGGUGCAAGAUGGUUGGGGGUUGGCCCAAGUGCGUCCACCUCGCCCCAUCCUGCCACCUCAUUCGCUGUGCCAAGGGCACCCAAUGCAAGAUGGUCAAUGGGUGGCCCAAGUGCGUGCGGAAGCAGCUCUUCCUAAGGGAAGCUCCGUCCCCUCCAGGUCUCCAGAGGUCACCUUCGUGCCACCAGCACCCUUGUCCCCAAGGGACCACAUGUAAGGUGCUUGAUGGUUGGCCCCGGUGUGUCCAAGAUAAGACGUCCUUGAGGAGACCUUCUUGUGGUGACAUCCAAUGCCCUAAAGGGACCACCUGCAAGAUGACCAAUGGGUGGCCUCACUGUGUCCAAGCCCAACCCACCUGCCGGGACAUCCAGUGCCAGCCAGGAGCCAGGUGCCAUGCCGUCAACGGUUGGCCACGGUGCGUCCCAACCAAGGCAUCCCCAAGCCAACUGUGCCGAGAUGUCCGAUGUCCCAAAGGCACCUCCUGCAAGGUGAUGGAGAACCAACCACGCUGCGUCCAGCACCCUCCUUCCUGCGAUGACAUCCAGUGCCAGCAAGGAACCGUGUGCCACAUGGUGGAUGGGUGGCCUUGGUGUGGCCCAAUGAAGAUCUCCCACCCCUCCGUGCUCCUCAAGCCACCGUCAUGCCAAGAGGUCCAUUGCCAGAAGGGGACCGUGUGCAAGAUGCUGGAUGGGUGGCCCAAGUGUGUUGGUCCCCUGCCCUCAUGCGGGGACAUCCAGUGUCCCAAGGGCACCAUGUGCCAGAUGGUUGGGUCUUGGCCUAAGUGCGUCCAUAACCCCCCUUCCUGCAGCAGCUUCUGGUGCCCCAAAGGGACCUCAUGCUCCAUGGAGCGUGGUUGGCCUCGAUGUGUGCAGAAAGGCCUGGUCCAUCACCAGGGAGCUCCUCCAGCUUGGCUUGGGCCAAGGAAGACUUCCAAUGCACGUCCCAUCCCAAAGCAAGCACCAAAGAUGAGGCCAACUUGUGCUGAGGUGAGAUGUCACCAUGGGACCACGUGUAAGAUGCUGGAUGGUCAACCUCAAUGUGUCCAUCAGCAACCAACCUGCAGCAACAUCCAGUGCCAGAAGGGGACCAUGUGCCAGAUCAUUGAUGGUUGGCCAAGAUGCAUCCAAGACAAGACCUCCAUUAGGAGACCUUCAUGCAGCGACCUCCAAUGCCCCCAUGGAACCACCUGCAACAUGGUCAAUGGCCAACCCCAGUGUGUCCAGACCAAGGUACCCCCAAGGCCACCUUCCUGCCAUGACCUCCAGUGUCCCCAAGGGACCACGUGUAAGAUGCUGGAUGGUCAACCUCGCUGUGUCCAUCAGCAACCAACCUGCAGUGACAUCCAGUGUCAGAAGGGAACCUCCUGCCAGAUCCUUGAUGGUUGGCCAAGAUGUAUCCAAGCCAAGACCUCCAUAAGGAGACCUUCAUGCAGCGACCUCCAGUGUCCCAAAGGGACCACCUGCAACACGGUCAAUGGGUGGCCUCAAUGUGUCCAUCACCAACCUUCAUGCAGUGAUGUCCACUGUCAAAAGGGUGCCACCUGCAACAUGGUCAAUGGCCAACCCCAAUGUGUCCAAUCCAAGAUCUCCAUUAGUAGACCUUCCUGCAGUGACCUCCAGUGUCCAAAGGGAACAACGUGUAGCAUGGUCAAUGGUUGGCCCCAAUGUGUCCAUCACCAACCUUCAUGCAGUGAUGUCCACUGUCAAAAGGGUGCCACCUGCAACAUGGUCAAUGGCCAACCCCAAUGUGUUCAAUCCAAGAUCUCCAUUAAGAGACCUUCCUGCAGUGACCUCCAGUGUCCAAAGGGAACAACGUGUAACAUGAUCAAUGGGUGGCCUCAAUGUGUCCAUCACCAACCUUCAUGCCAAGACAUCCAAUGCCAGAAGGGGACCAUGUGCCAGAUCAUUGAUGGUUGGCCAAGAUGCAUCCAAGACAAGACCUCCAUAAGGAGACCUUCAUGCAAUGACCUCCAAUGUCCCAAAGACACCACCUGCCACAUGGUCAAUGGCCAACCCCAGUGUGUCCAGACCAAGACCUCCAUAAGGAGACCUUCAUGCAGUGACCUCCAAUGUCCCAAAGACACCACCUGCAACAUGGUCGAUGGCCAACCCCAGUGUGUCCACACCCCCCCCUCAUGCCAUGAUGUCCAAUGCCAGAAGGGGACCUCCUGCCAAAUGGUUGAUGGUUGGCCAAGAUGCAUCCAAGACAAGACCUCCAUAAGGAGACCUUCAUGCAAUGAUCUCCACUGUCCCCAUGGAACCACCUGCAACAUGGUCAAUGGCCGACCCCAGUGUGUCCAGACCAAGGUACCCCCAAGGCCACCUUCCUGCCAUGACCUCCAGUGUCCCCAAGGGACCACGUGUAAGACGCUGGACGGUCAACCUCGCUGUGUCCAUCAGCAACCAACCUGCAGUGACAUCCAGUGUCAGAAGGGAACUUCCUGCCAGAUCCUUGAUGGUUGGCCAAGAUGUAUCCAAGCCAAGACCUCCAUAAGGAGACCUUCAUGCAGCGACCUCCAGUGUCCCAAAGGGACCACCUGCAACAUGGUCAAUGGGUGGCCUCAAUGUGUCCAUCACCAACCUUCAUGCAGUGAUGUCCAGUGUCAAAAGGGUGCCACCUGCAACAUGGUCAAUGGCCAACCACAAUGCGUCCAAUCCAAGAUCUCCAUUAGUAGACCUUCCUGCAGUGACCUCCAGUGUCCAAAGGGAACAACGUGUAACAUGGUCAAUGGGUGGCCUCAAUGUGUCCAUCACCAACCUUCAUGCCAAGACAUCCAGUGCCAGAAGGGGACCUCCUGCCAGAUGGUUGAUGGUUGGCCAAGAUGCAUCUCAGCCAAGACCUCCAUAAGGAGACCUUCAUGCAAUGACCUCCAAUGUCCCAAAGGAACCACCUGCACCAUGCUCAAUGGCCGACCCCAGUGUGUCCAGUCCAAGUUCUCCAUUAUCAGACCUUCAUGCAGCGACCUCCACUGUCCCCGUGGAACCACCUGCAACAUGGUCAAUGGCCAACCCCAGUGUGUCCACAACCAACCAACCUGCAGUGACAUCCAUUGCCAGAAGGGAACCUCCUGCAACAUG
This is a messenger RNA of Pezoporus flaviventris, 4197 nucleotides long. RefSeq names its product neurogenic locus notch homolog protein 4-like. The record is from RefSeq and is a predicted model, not a curated record. The transcript is spliced from 2 exons. The annotation marks the transcript as partial. Lineage: Eukaryota; Metazoa; Chordata; Aves; Psittaciformes; Psittacidae.